Seriola aureovittata is the source of this 6530-nucleotide messenger RNA. RefSeq lists its product as uncharacterized. The transcript has 2 exons. Bases 1035 to 5006 code for a protein of 1323 amino acids. NCBI's taxonomy places the organism in Eukaryota, Metazoa, Chordata, Actinopteri, Carangiformes, Carangidae. The record is from RefSeq and is a predicted model, not a curated record.
CAGACUGGGAGGGCACUGAUUUGUGUCUUGAAACCUUGUUUGAUGAGAGCAGGCCAGACUCCCCACAGUCAGUUAUCUCAGACUUUGAAAUUGAGAAGUUGUUUAGUAGCAGGGCGUUGUCACCAGAAUCCGUGUCUUCUGAUUUUGACAUUUCGCUCCUGCAGAACUGGUUGGAAGACUUUAGAUCAUCCUCCCCAGAAUCUGUGUCUCAAAGUGAACUCAGGCCCCUCUCUCCUGACUCACCUGUCCCUCAGUUCAGAUCCCCCCACAUCACUUACGAUGUGGACUUCUCAGGGCACAGGUCUUUUACACCAGAUUCAACAUUUUCAGAUUGGGAGGGCACUGAUUUGUGUCUGGAAACCUUGUUUGAGGAGACAAGGCCGGACUCCCCACAGUCAGUUUUAUCCGACUUUGAACUUGAGAAGUUGUUUAGUAGCAGGGCGUUGUCACCAGAAUCUGUAUCUUCUGAUUUUGACUUUUCACACCUGCAGGACUGGUUAGCAGAUUUCAGAGCGUCCUCACCAGAAUCUGUGGCAUCGGUUGAGCAGCGAUCAUUGUACUCUCAAAUUCCAUUUGGCCAGGUGACGAGUCAACAUUGUAACUAUUACUUAGAGCACUCUGACAGUAGACCAGUUUCACCUCUUUCAACACUGUCAGAUGUUGAGUAUUCCACAUUUUGUCUCGAGGAACUGUUUGAUGACAACAGAGCAGAUUCGCCAGAUUCACUUACUUCACGGGUUGAAAGCACAAAAGUAACUGUGAUUGCAUCCCAACCACUGUCUGCUGGAAGACCUCUUUCAUAUGCAGAUGUUGUUCGGGGCCUUACACAUGAAAAACCAGCAGAGGCUUUGUUGAGCUGUAGAAAAUUUGAAUUCACACCUGUUUGGCCUCUGUCAGAUAGAGAGUGCACUGAUACAUCCACAGACCAUUGGGACACCGAGUUGAGGCCGCAUUCUCCCGACUCUGUGGUGUCGCAAAGUGAACUCAGACCCCUCUCUCCCGACUCACCUGUCCCUCAGUACAGAUCCCCCCACAUGGCUUACGAUGUGGACUUCUCAGAGCACAGGUCGUUUACACCAGAAUCAACCAUUUCAGACUGGGAGGGCACUGAUUUGUGUCUGGAAACCUUGUUUGACGAGAGCAGGCCAGACUCCCCACAGUCAGUUAUAUCAGACUUUGAACUUGAGAAGUUGUUUAGUAGCAAGGCAUUGUCACCAGAAUCCGUGUCUUCUGAUUUUGACUUUUCGCUCCUGCAGAACUGGUUGGAAGACUUUAGAUCAUCCUCCCCAGAAUCUGUGUCUCAAAGUGAACUCAGUCCCCUCUCUCCUGACUCACCUGUCCCUCAGUUCAGAUCCCCCCACAUCACUUACGAUGUGGACCUCUCAGGGCACAGGUCUUUUACACCAGAUUCAACAUUAUCAGAUUGGGAGGGCACUGAUUUGUGUCUGGAAACCUUGUUUGAGGAGACAAGGCCGGACUCCCCACAGUCAGUUUUAUCCGAUUUUGAACUUGAGAAGUUGUUUAGUAGCAGGGCAUUGUCACCAGAAUCUGUAUAUUCUGAUUUUGACUUUUCACACCUGCAGGACUGGUUAGCAGAUUUCAGAGCAUCCUCACCAGAAUCUGUGGCAUCGGUUGAGCAGCGAUCAUUGUACCCUCAAAUUCCCUUUGGCCAGGUGACGAGUCAACAUUGUAACUAUUACUUAGAGCACUCUGACAGUAGACCAAUUUCACCUCUUUCAACACUGUCAGAUGUUGAGUAUUCCACAUUUUGUCUCGAGGAACUGUUUGAUGACAACAGAGCAGAUUCGCCAGAUUCACUUACUUCACAGGUUGAAAGCACAAAAGUAACUGUGAUUGCAUCCCAACCACUGUCUGCUGGAAGACCUCUUUCAUAUGCAGAUGUUGUUCGGGGCCUUACACAUGAAAAACCAGCAGAGGCUUUGUUGAGCUGUAGACAAUUUGAAUUCAAACCUGUUUGGCCUCUGUCAGAUCGAGAGUGCACUGACACAUCCACAGACCAUUGGGACACCGAGUUGAGGCCGCAUUCUCCCGACUCUGUGGUGUCGCAAAGUGAACUCAGACCCCUCUCUCCCGACUCACCUGUCCCUCAGUACAGAUCCCCCCACAUGGCUUACGAUGUGGACUUCUCAGAGCACAGGUCGUUUACACCAGUAUCAACCAUUUCAGACUGGGAGGGCACUGAUUUGUGUCUUGAAACCUUGUUUGAUGAGAGCAGGCCAGACUCCCCACAGUCAGUUAUAUCAGACUUUGAACUUGAGAAGUUGUUUAGUAGCAGGGCGUUGUCACCAGAAUCCGUGUCUUCUGAUUUUGACUUUUCGCUCCUGCAGAACUGGUUGGAAGACUUUAGAUCAUCCUCCCCAGAAUCUGUGUCUCAAAGUGAACUCAGGCCCCUCUCUCCUGACUCACCUGUACCUCAGUUCAGAUCCCCCCACAUCACUUACGAUGUGGACUUCUCAGGGCACAGGUCUUUUACACCAGAUUCAACAUUUUCAGAUUGGGAGGGCACUGAUUUGUGUCUGGAAACCUUGUUUGAGGAGACAAGGCCGGACUCCCCACAGUCAGUUUUAUCCGACUUUGAACUUGAGAAGUUGUUUAGUAGCAGGGCAUUGUCACCAGAAUCUGUAUCUUCUGAUUUUGACUUUUCACACCUGCAGGACUGGUUAGCAGAUUUCAGAGCAUCCUCACCAGAAUCUGUGGCAUCGGUUGAGCAGCGAUCAUUGUACCCUCAAAUUCCCUUUGGCCAGGUGACGAGUCAACAUUGUAACUAUUACUUAGAGCACUCUGACAGUAGACCAGUUUCACCUCUUUCAACACUGUCAGAUGUUGAGUAUUCCACAUUUUGUCUCGAGGAACUGUUUGAUGACAACAGAGCAGAUUCGCCAAAUUCACUUACUUCACGGGUUGAAAGCACAAAAGUAACUGUGAUUGCAUCCCAACCACUGUCUGCUGGAAGGCCUCUUUCAUAUGCAGAUGUUGUUCGGGGCCUUACACAUGAAAAACCAGCAGAGGCUUUGUUGAGCUGUAGACAAUUUGAAUUCACACCUGUUUGGCCUCUGUCAGAUAGAGAGUGCACUGACACAUCCACAGACCAUUGGGACACCGAGUUGAGGCCGCAUUCUCCCGACUCUGUGGUGUCGCAAAGUGAACUCAGACCCCUCUCUCCCGACUCACCUGUCCCUCAGUUCAGAUCCCCCCACAUGGCUUAUGAUGUGGACUUCUCAGAGCACAGGUCGUUUACACCAGAAUCAACCAUUUCAGACUGGGAGGGCACUGAUUUGUGUCUGGAAACCUUGUUUGACGAGAGCAGGCCAGACUCCCCACAGUCAGUUAUAUCAGACUUUGAACUUGAGAAGUUGUUUAUUAGCAGGGCGUGGUCACCAGAUGUUGAGCAUUCUACAUUUUGUCUCGAGGAAUUGUUUGACGACAACAGAACAGAUUCACCAGAUUCCAUUAAUUCACUGUUUGAAGUAAAGCAAACAAGUAUAACUGUAACUUCUUCCCCUAUGUUUUCCCCUGCAAGAACUGCAAAUUCCUCUUUUAAUGAACAAACAACAUUGCUCAACUCCCUUUUGUUUGAAUUGGAGCCAUUUUCUGCUGAAGACGCUGCUCCAGUACACAAGUCACAGAAAAACCUUUCCCAGUUUAAAUUCUUAUCUAGUGAAUCCAUGUCAUCAGGCUCCACACCAUCAAUUAAGGAAAACAGAUUGAGUCGCAAGCCUUUACCUAACAACUUAAUGUCACACGUGUAUGAUCCACUCUACAAGAGAAAAUGUUCUUUUUGUGAAAUAAGAGCCUCUGAAUGUACCCCACAAAAACAGCUAUGUAUUGUUAAUGCUACACCACAAACAAAUUGUGACAAACUUGCCACCACAUGUGCAGAACAUUUUUCAACAAGUUUUCCUAAGUGCACGUCAGUAGACAAAAGACCAGACAUGUUUCUGGUUUCAAAAGCUGUGAUUACAGAUUCUCUGUCACCAGAAUAUCAAAGCAAUAUUAGCAUAUUACAGUAUGUAACAGCUGACACAAGAUCCUCAAGUCCUCACAAGCAUGCAGAGGAAUGUCAUUUUAAUGAGGGUCCUUCCCUUUCAGAUUAUACACUAUCGUCACCUGAAAUAUUACACUCAGAUGAUGAAAGUCCUUUUUAUUCAACCUGCUAUUUCACUGAUCAGAGGCCACCUUCUCCACAGUCAUUUGCCUCAGUUGAUGAGUUCACUGCCCUUUCUCCUGACUCACAAAUUGGUCAGUUUGACUGUCAACCUUGUUAUUAUUUGCAUUUGUCUGAAAACAGAUCUGUUUCACCAGACUCCAUUAUGCUGGAGAGAGACUGUUCUGAUUCUUGUCUUGAUACUUUUUUUGAUGAGAUGAGACCAGACUCUCCCGAAUCCAUUGCGUUUUACAGUGAAUUUCAUGAGUCCUGCAACAGUAUGCCAUCAGACAAUGAGUACUCACAGUCAUUCCUUGACUACUGGCUGGCUGCGUUAAGACCACCUAUGCCUCCAAAUCUUGAAUCAACAGGAGGUUUAGACGAAGUUUUAAACCAGCUGCCAUGUGUGCAAAAUGUCCCAGAUGACACUGUUACUGAAGAUAAACCAGUUUGUGAGAGCUUAAUGACAGACACACUUGAUCCUAUCUAUGAACAAAAAUAUUUCUGUGAUAAGGUUAAUUACUUUGAAGAUGUAGCUAGUAAAAGGUCUGAGAAGGCUUGUGAAAUUAGAUUUGAAGAUUCAGCAAUAAGCAUGGAAGAUCCACAUAGCCCAGCCAAAUUUUGUCAUUUUGAAAGCAUGAAAGCAGACUCCAAACCAUCACACAACCCCCCUCUAUCCCACUCUGAAGUACUUAAUCUUACUGUAACAGAUUCAUAUCCUGAAAUGCUGAUGCCACCAACUAGAGAAGGUGAGACAGGACCCAUGGCACCUUCCUCAAAUACAAAUGACCAGUCUUUUUUUGUCAGGCCUCCUCCCAGGACAACAAAGGACCUAGACUAGAUCAGGUCAGAUCAUGUAGAAUUAGUAAGUUUUGCAGUGAGUUGAGUCACAUUCCAUCUGUAGUGCAAAAUUUUGGAUUUCAUCAUGCUGUCUGGCUGGAGGAGGUUUCCCACGAACACACUCGAACAAAGAGAGAAUCAGUGAAACGAAGACAACUUGUACAUGAACAUAAAUGGACAGACCCUGAAUCACAAUUAAAGGUGACACACCCCCAAGAUUUGAUUUCCAAGAACAUGAAAAGAAAAUCCAUGAGUGAGGACAAGAGCAAAAGUUCCAUGAUGUCGGUAACAACUACAUCUUUCAAGACAAAUCUUUCAGAAUCUUCAGAUCAAAAUGUUGGUUUAGGACUGAGUCAGGUCUGUCUAACCGACAUGCCACCCUUUGCAGAUGAUUCAAACACACUUUUCAUUGAAAAACUAGAUUGGCCAAUUCCAGGUACCUUUGACCUACGUAGAACACAGUCUGAAAUCCCAUUGACCAAUCAAAGUAGCUCACCACAGGAAAAACAUGAAAACCUGUCAUUCCCCAAACAAAGUGAAACUUCUGGCUUAGCUAAACCAAGCUCAGUGACCCCAGACUCACUCUGUCAAACAGCCCAUGAAAGUCCAGAUGACAAAAUCAUCAUGUCCUCCGAAUCCACUCCACCAUCACCAGGGUCUGGGUCCCCUCAGCUUGAUCAGCUGCUUUCAGAUCUUGAGGAAAUGAAACUUAAGUUUAGACCAGAGACACUUGACACACGUCUGUCAGAAUCCAGUGAUGAAAGCCUGGAAGUUGAUCAAAUUUACAUGUUUGAAGACCUUUCACCUGAAGAUCGAUGCCCUACAGAAGCUAGUGGCACUGUAAGAAUCAGUGUGUUUUCUGUUAUACAGCUUGCAGAUGACACUAACAACACAAAUGCAGGAGGCACAGAGCCUGAACAUUUCCAGGCAUCCAUUCAAGAUGAAAGUGAAUUAGUCUCAGUUACUCCCGCUCCAACAAAAACCCCUGAAACAAGUGUACCAUUAGGCCUUGGUAAACGUAACGAUAGUCCUGUGUCCCCUACUGAGUCCCCUUCAAUGCCAGAAUCUCCCCAGAGAUGUUGUAAAGUGAUGGAACCAUCACUGAACAAAAAUGGUGAAAAUGCUACUGAGACAUUUUCUUCAGUGUCUUCCCCCAAAAUAGCUGCAAAGAGUCAAUCUGACAUACCUGAAACUAAUGUGGCUAAUCCAUUUGAGGAAGAUUCUACAACUGACAUUCUUCAAAGUCAAGAGGAAUGUGAAUCAACUUCAACAUCCAAUGACACAAGGAGUUUGAAAGAAGAAACACAGAGUAUCCAAGAUCAACUGCCACAUUUAUGGGAGGUGACCUCUGUUGACGACAUUCAGACUGAAGAUCUUUCUUCUCAGUCUAUGUCUGAUUUAACUCCUGAGACAGUUACAUCUGCGAGAUGUUUUAGCUUUGAGGAGCUGAUCCCAUACCCCUCCUCAGGGAACUUUGAGACAUCUUCAGAUGAGGAUAGGCCAAGGACCAGUGGACAUUAUUCAG